AUGACACUGAUGCCUCAUCGGGAUGACACUGAUAUCAGGAGGAGAUGGGAACUAUGGGAUGCUAUCUAUGAUACUGCGAUAUCUAUCUUUGGGAAGAAGACAGUCAAGUCUGCUGAUUGGUUUGAAGCCUACACUGAAGUGCUGACGCCCAUGAUUGAGAAGAGACAGGCAGGCACUGGCUGCAUCAAAAGUGUUGUAGGGCUAAAGAGUGUAUGCUGGUAUCCAGUCAAUACAGAUUCAAAAUAUUUUAAAAACCAUGAUGAGUCUAAAUCUUCCAAGCUCAGUCACUGGGAUUCUAACAUUUUCCUAUCUUUCUUUUCUCAGCAUGGCUCGUACUUGGCUGAAUUUCUGCUGGAAAAGGGCUAUGAGGUGCAUGGAAUUGUUCGCCGAUCUAGUUCUUUCAACACUGGACGGAUUGAGCAUCUCUACAAGAAUCGACAGGCUCACACUGAAGGAAAUAUGAAGCUGCACUAUGGUGAUCUCACUGACAGUACUUGCCUGGUGAAAAUAAUCAAUGAAGUGAAACCCACUGAAAUCUACAACUUGGGAGCUCAGAGCCAUGUCAAAAUUUCUUUUGACCUAGCAGAAUAUACUGCUGAUGUUGAUGGAGUUGGUACUUUACGGCUUCUUGAUGCUGUUAAGACCUGUGGCCUUAUCAACUCUGUGAAGUUCUACCAAGCCUCAACCAGUGAACUUUAUGGGAAAGUGCAAGAAAUACCACAAAAGGAGACUACUCCUUUUUAUCCCAGGUCUCCAUAUGGAGCAGCCAAGCUGUAUGCCUAUUGGAUUGUGGUGAACUUCAGGGAGGCCUACAAUCUCUUUGCUGUGAAUGGCAUUCUCUUCAAUCAUGAGAGUCCCAGGAGAGGGGCUAACUUUGUAACUCGAAAAAUUAGCCGAUCAGUAGCUAAGAUUCACCUUGGACAGAUGGAAUAUUUCAGUUUGGGCAAUCUGGAUGCUAAAAGAGACUGGGGCCAUGCCAAAGACUACAUUGAGGCUAUGUGGCUGAUGUUGCAAACGGAUGAGCCAGAGGACUUUGUCAUAGCUACCGGGGAGGUCCACAGUGUCCGUGAAUUUGUGGAGAAGUCAUUUAAACACAUUGGAAAAACCAUUGUGUGGGAAGGAAAGAAUGAAAAUGAGGUAGGCCGAUGCAAGGAGACUGGCAAGAUUCAUGUGAAAGUUGAUCACAAAUACUACAGGCCAACUGAAGUGGAUUUUCUUCAAGGAGAUUGCACUAAAGCAAAACAGAAACUGAACUGGAAACCCAAAGUCACUUUUGAUGACUUGGUGAAAGAGAUGGUGGAAGCUGAUGUGAAACUCAUGAAAAAUAACCCCAAUGCCUAAGCCUGCUCUCUGCCUCCAAAUGGUCUUUUCAUCUCCUCUGGAGAAAUCACUCCCGUUGAUGGUUGAGGCUGCUGUCUGCAUAGUUGGACAUACUCGAAUGGAAAAGAAGCAUGAUCGGUGUACAAUGCUUGGGAGCCGGGGGCUUUUUUAUUUUAAGUAUUUGUGUGAAAGAUUCAUUUAGUUUCUAGACCUUUGCAAAUAAGAGAAGAUCUCAUACAUCAGUGCUGCUGCUGCUCCUGUUUAAGGUUUCUUAAAUAUAAGAUUUAACUCCAGGGUUGUCUCCCCUCAUCAUGUACCUGAAAUAUGUCUGGGAUCUGACCGUUGGGCUUUCCAAUUAAUUGUCUUUUGAUAUUAAAAAUCAUCUUUCUACAAA
Molecule: messenger RNA, 1714 nt
Organism: Pelodiscus sinensis (Chinese soft-shelled turtle)
Lineage: Eukaryota; Metazoa; Chordata; Testudines; Trionychidae
Source: RefSeq, a predicted model, not a curated record